AUGUCACAACAGAAAGUCUGUGGAUCUAUAUGCGAACCUCGAACCACACAGGAUAUCCCUGUGUCCGAGCUUCAUUUAAGAGCUUUGCAUUGGAUCAAUAAUCCGACUCUCACACCCAAUCCAUCAUUUUGUGCGGCGCAAUACAACCUGCUCAUUGCUACUUUCGCAAAUGCCCAACUCAUGGGACUGACUCUCGAUCUUCUCCAAGAGGAUCUUGCAUCUCAGUUCAACUUGGUCGGCCCAUCUUCGCUCCAUCUUCCACCAACCCUGUGGCCGUCUAAGUUACAGCGAAAGGUCCUUCACCACCCGUGGAUUGACCUGCUGCCAAUGUCAUCUAUGCGAGAAGGUAUCUUGUCCCGCUUGGAUACAAUCGACGAAGACGAGGCUUGUGGCGAUAUCUUCGGAAUGUGUUCAUCAUCCGGCGAUAGCGGAUUGCUGGUCUGGGGGGAGGCUUGGGAUCCACUUGCAUAUGAAGCGUCACCAGAUCUGAUCCGAAAGUGGUUUUGGAUAGCUAAAGAGUGCCCCGAUGUGAUCAAGUCUACUAAUUACUGGAGGCGGCGGCGGGGAGAGAAGGCGCUUGUCAUUGAAGAAGAGUGA
Messenger RNA from Penicillium olsonii, 597 nucleotides. The record is from the annotation of a GenBank genome assembly. Lineage: Eukaryota; Fungi; Ascomycota; Eurotiomycetes; Eurotiales; Aspergillaceae.